UAUUUUAAAUCUAUAAUAGAUGGAUACCAAAAUCCUAAGUAGAUUUAUAUAAUGUAGUAUUUGUGUAAUUUUUGAGAAUUUCCAAAAAUUAUCUUCGAAAAGCACCUUUCGAAGAAAACGUAAAUGUCAACAUAUACAUGUUUUGUGUAUAUUGCUUUGUUCGUAAUGUGAUUGGUUGAAAUUGACAAGGUUUGUAGUUCAUAUUUUAUAAACAUGUCUGCAGAAGUUGAAGUAAAUAAAAUAAAUCCUGAAAAGGCUGAAGACAAAACCGAAGAUAUGGGGGACGCCGAUGAUAAAAGUGAUACCAAUAAGAAUAAUACCCCCGUAGAUUCAACUGAAAAAAAUGAUAAAACAGAAGAUGCAUCACCAAAUGCAGAUUCUAAGAGUGAAAAAUCUGAUCAUAAAGAAAAUACUGAAAAUGGAGAUGUUCCUGAUAGUAUAGAAGAUAAGAACUCAAAAGAAACGAAAGAAACAUCAAAAAGUAAAACUGAAAAUGAAGGCAGUGAUGAGGAAUCUGAACAAGAUUCAGCAGAAGAAAAUGAAAAAGAUGCAGAAGAAUCAGAAGAUGAGAAACAAGAUAAUUCAUCAAAAGCUAAAACAGGAACUCGUGAAAGAAAACAAGUUCAAAGGUACUCUGAUGACGUUUCGGAUACUAAAGAGAAAUCGGAGGAAUUUGGAGUUUCUCUAGGAGAUAUUGUAUCUAUUGACAAUAACUUAGGGCGUGCUAAACCAGAUGAUCUUAAAGCUCUUCACAAGUUACUUUUUAAAAAUCCUGGGAAAAGCAACAUGAUUAAAAGAAAUAUCCGCAAGUUUAAUGGAUUUGAUUUUAGUGAAGAUUCUGAGCAAUAUACAUCUAAGUUAGAGACUCUCAAUAAAAUGGACAUCAAGCAGAUUAAAACAUUCUGUGAUAUUUUGGAUAUUGAAAAGAAAGGAACCAAAGAGGAAUUGGCCAAUAAUAUUUGUGAAUUUCUUAUGAAACCUAAAGAUAAUAAUAUCAUACAAGAAAGUACUGAAGAUACACCAUCAGGAAGGCCAAAAAGAUCUGCUGCAAUCAAAGCCUCAGCUAAGGGUUUUAGUGAUUCUGAUGAUAGUGAUGAAAGAGGUCAAAGAACUGCUCGUGGUAAAGGGCAGAGAUCUUCUUUAAGAGAUGAAACCAGUAGCGAAUCGGAUUACAAUCCAAGUGGGUCUGAAGGUUCUGAUGCUGGUCCUAAACGAGCUGUGAAGGGAAGAGGUCGUGGUAGACCACCAAAAACACAAGCUCGUAAAAGCCAGGAUUAUGGAAGUGAUGCAUCUGAACUAUCUGAAGAAUCAGAAGAAGUAGAUAGUGAUGCCCCACCUAAAAAACGAGGUAGAGCAGCAAAAUCAACUAAAACUGUUGCAAAGAAAUCACCACGAGCAGCAGCUAAAAAAAAAGUUGAGUCUGAAGGUAGUGAAUCAGAAGAAGACAGUGCUGAUGAUAGUGAUGAGCCUAAAGGCAAACGUGGACGUCCAAGUGGGAAAAAAGUGUCACCAGCAAGUAACAGAGGCAGGAAGCCUGCAGCAUCACCAGCAAAAUCUCGAGGGGUUCCUAAAGAACAGCUGCUAAUAAGAAACAUUAAAGAUGGUUCCAGUGAAGAAAGUGAUCAAGAAGACCCAUCAGAAAGUGAAGAUGAACCAUUGUCAAAGAAAGGAAAAUCACAACCACCUACUGAUGAAGAAUUGAAAGGGCUUGUGAAAGAGAUACUGGAUGGUGCUAAUUUAGAAGAAAUAACUAUGAAAACAGUAUGCAAACAAGUUUAUGCAAAGUAUCCCCAAUUUGAUUUGGCACAUAAAAAAGAAUUUAUUAAAACUACAGUUAAAUCACUUAUAUCAACUUGAAACUACUGAAAAGCAUGAGCCUUAGGUUAAGGAAUAGUUAUAUGUGGGUAGAUUGAUCGUAAGUUACAUUAAUAAAAUUUUAACUGAAUUUUAAAGGAGAUUAGAUUGAUUAAUUUAAAACAA
This is a messenger RNA of Ctenocephalides felis (cat flea), 1980 nucleotides long. It is a transcript of the gene Dek, whose product is annotated as protein DEK. Gene Ontology annotation, biological process: regulation of double-strand break repair; chromatin organization. Lineage: Eukaryota; Metazoa; Arthropoda; Insecta; Siphonaptera; Pulicidae. The record is from RefSeq and is a predicted model, not a curated record. Gene Ontology annotation, cellular component: nucleus. Gene Ontology annotation, molecular function: DNA binding; histone binding.